AAAAUGGGUCAAGUUCUCAUUCUAUCAUUCAACAUCAAAACAUACAAAAACAAUUAGUGUACACAUUUCUUAAGAAUGGCUUCCAACAAGCAUAGUGCACUAAUUAUAUUAUUUUCUCUCCUUGCUUAUUCAACAUUUUCAAAUGCUUGUGGUUCAUGCAAACCAACUCCACCAAGUCCACCUCCACCUUCAAAAACACCAAAGGCUUGUCCUCCACCACCUUCUACAACACCUAAGGCUAGCCCUCCACCUACGGCUAUAACUCCACCAUCAACAACACCUAAGUCUAGUCCUCCUACUCCUUCAACAGCACAAAAAUGCCCUAGUGACACAUUAAAGCUAGGUGUAUGUGCUGAUGUUCUAGGACUUGUUAAUGUUAUUGUUGGAAAUCCUGCUUCAAGCAAAUGUUGUACAUUGAUUCAAGGUUUGGCUGAUUUGGACGCAGCAGUUUGUCUUUGUACCGCUAUUAAGGCUAACGUUCUUGGUAUCAACUUGAAUGUGCCUGUCACACUUAGUCUCCUACUUAGUGCUUGUCAAAAAUCUGUUCCUAAUGGUUUCCAAUGUUCAUAGAGUUUCAUGUGAAAGGUUCAAGCCAUACCAAUACUUAUGUUACUACUACUUUCAUUGUUGUUUUUAUUUUACUUAUUGUUUCUGUGCACGAUUGAAAUUACACCGACUUGCAUGAAAUUAUAGUAUAAUACUAUAAUUUUGUUUGAGUUUGGGUGUGUGACUUUUGUCAAAAUCACGGUGGUGUGUCACUGUGUUUUUGCUAAAUUCAUCAUCGAUUCAAAUAUGCACUAUAUCUAUUUUGGUGUGGGAUAUGUGUCAUGUCAAUAAAUAGGGUAAGCCUGUUUGCCUCAUCGAGUAACUUUGUUCUUUUAAUUUUAAUAAAUAAAUUUGGCAAACUUUCGUUUGAUGAUUGUACUUGUCAUCGUCAUCAUACUUA
This is a messenger RNA of Medicago truncatula (barrel medic), 946 nucleotides long. Its product is annotated as lipid transfer protein EARLI 1. The record is from RefSeq and is a predicted model, not a curated record. Lineage: Eukaryota; Viridiplantae; Streptophyta; Magnoliopsida; Fabales; Fabaceae. The coding region runs from base 76 to 570 and encodes 164 amino acids. The transcript has a single exon.